Messenger RNA from Fusarium pseudograminearum CS3096, 1752 nucleotides. RefSeq lists its product as uncharacterized. The transcript has a single exon. Gene Ontology annotation, molecular function: malonate-semialdehyde dehydrogenase (acetylating, [NAD(P)+]) activity; methylmalonate-semialdehyde dehydrogenase (acylating, NAD+) activity. Bases 1 to 1752 code for a protein of 583 amino acids. The record is from RefSeq and is a predicted model, not a curated record. Gene Ontology annotation, cellular component: mitochondrion. Gene Ontology annotation, biological process: thymine catabolic process; L-valine catabolic process. Lineage: Eukaryota; Fungi; Ascomycota; Sordariomycetes; Hypocreales; Nectriaceae.
AUGCGUCGCGCAAUCUCUCGCGGCCUGGGAGCCUCAAGCCGCUCUACUCCUGCUCUCUCUCGAGCCUCAAUUCUUACAUCCUCCAGCGGCCCAUCCCAUGUCGCUGCCAGGCGCAUUCAUGCCACGACCAAGCAGCUUCAGCCUGUGACGGCUGCAUUGGCUUCCACUGCCAGCAGCUAUCCUACCACGCACGCAAAGGUUGAGGUUGUCGAUACCCCCUACUUCAUCGACAACAAGUUUGUUGCCUCCACGGCCGAUAAAUACAUUGACCUGCACGACCCUGCUACCAAUGAGCUCGUCACUCGCGUCCCCCAGAUGACCGAUGCCGAGAUGAAGGCUGCCGUCGAGAGCGCUGAGAAGGCUUUCAAGUCAUGGAAGAACACCAGUGUCAUCUCUCGACAACAGAUCAUGUUCCGCUUCGUUCAGCUUAUUCGUGAGAACUGGGACCGCCUCGCUGCCAGCAUUACUCUUGAGCAGGGCAAGACUUUUGCUGAUGCCAAGGGUGACGUUCUCCGUGGUCUCCAGGUCGCCGAAGCUGCCGUUGCCGCCCCUGAGCUCCUCAAGGGUGAGGUCCUCGAGGUCGCUAAGGAUAUGGAGACCCGAACCUACCGCGAGCCCCUAGGUGUUACUGCUGCUAUCUGCCCUUUUAGUGAGUACUUUAUCUUCUCGCCACUUCUCAAGCUAACCAGUAACCCAGACUUCCCUGCCAUGAUUCCUCUCUGGUGCAUUCCCAUUGCCACUAUCACUGGUAACACACUUAUCCUUAAGCCCUCCGAGCGUGACCCUGGUGCUGCCAUGAUCAUUGCUGAGCUUGUCGAGAAGGCCGGUUUCCCUGCCGGUGUUGUUAACAUCAUCCAUGGUGCUCACCGCACUGUCGAUUUCAUCCUCGAUGAGCCUGCUAUCAAGGCCAUCAGCUUCGUCGGUGGCAACAAGGCCGGCGAGUACAUCUUCAGCCGUGGAUCUGCCAACGGCAAGCGUGUCCAGGCCAACCUGGGUGCCAAGAACCAUGCUGUCGUCUCACCUGAUGCCAACAAGAACCAGUUCAUCAACUCCAUCGUUGGUGCUGCUUUCGGUGCUGCCGGCCAGCGCUGCAUGGCCCUGAGCACCCUCGUCAUGGUCGGUGAGACCAAGGAAUGGCUCCACGACGUUGCUGAGCAAGCCAAGAACCUCAAUGUCAAUGGCGGUUUCGAGCAGGGAGCCGAUCUCGGCCCUGUUAUCACCCCUCAGAGCAAGGAGCGCAUUGAGAAGCUCAUUGAUUCCGCUGAGAAGGAGGGCGCUACUAUUCUUCUCGACGGCCGUGGCUUCAAGCCCAGCAAGUACCCCAACGGCAACUGGGUUGGACCUACCAUCAUUACCAAUGUUACCCCUGACAUGACCUGCUACAAGGAGGAAGUCUUUGGUCCCGUUCUUGUCUGCCUCAACGCCGAGUCCAUUGAAGAUGCUAUCGACCUCGUCAACAAGAACGAGUACGGUAACGGCACUGCUAUCUUCACCAGGUCUGGCGCCACUGCUGAGAUCUUCCGCAAGAACAUUGAGGCCGGCCAGGUUGGUAUCAAUGUUCCUAUUCCUGUCCCCUUGCCCAUGUUCUCUUUCACCGGUAACAAGAAGUCCAUUGCCGGUGGCGGCGCCAACACAUUCUACGGAAAGCCUGGUAUCAACUUUUACACUCAACUCAAGACUGUUACGGCUCUGUGGCAGAGCGCUGAUGCCGUCGCUAAGAAGGCUGAUGUCUCUAUGCCCACCCAACAAUAA